Molecule: messenger RNA, 8050 nt
Organism: Rhopilema esculentum
Lineage: Eukaryota; Metazoa; Cnidaria; Scyphozoa; Rhizostomeae; Rhizostomatidae
Product: alsin
Molecular function (GO): guanyl-nucleotide exchange factor activity
Source: RefSeq, a predicted model, not a curated record
CUUUAUUUAUCUUUCUUUUCUUGUGUGUAAAAGAAAUUAAGAAGCUAGAACACGAUUGAGCUAGUAAAGAACCUUAUUGUAAAUUUUGUCAUAUCAAAUGAAAGAAGAUCGAUUCUAUUUACAACAGCUCAAAAUGUGAUUACUUAAGCCUUUUCAUUUUCAUCGUUUUGGUAUGUUAACAGUUUGGACUUUAUAUAUUUCCUCUUUUCCCUUUAUAUUGGAAGCUAAUAUCGAUAUUUCAUAGAUUAUGUACCGUGCUCUGGUUAGUCUUGAUUGCCGCUGAAUUCGAUAUAGCAUUGUAAAAGUCAACGUAAUAACAUAUGCCCUCUAAUGCUUGAUCUUACCUUCCUACCAUGUAUUUAACUGAUAUCCUUUUCCCCACGUGUCUGUUGAUAUUACCUUCGUACAGAAACGAUGUUGUAUAUAGAAUUCUGACAAGCAUUUAAGUUUUAGAAUUAUUGUUUGGAGAAAAAAGUCUGUCAGUACACAAGAAAGCUGUUGUGUUUGCUUGAGACAUGACUUCCAUAAUGCAAUGUAUAAAAUAUUUCUGUUUGUGCAGUGAUGCAGGGACCAUGGUAAACUGUGACAAGUCCUAACGGUCCCCUACUUUUCAAUAAGAUACAUUCAUAGUAAUUGACAACCACCCACUUGCUAUCCCGUCAGUCAGGUAACUUCAGUAGUCUUCCUGCAUCCAACUUUUUGGCCUGUGGUCCAGACCCAGCACAGGCUAUCAACUUUAAACUAGACAGGCAAUGUAGCUAGAAUCACAACCCAGAGGUUGGAAAGGAAAACAAGAAACACAAUGUUUCCCCUGCGAGAACAGCCUUAUCUGUCAUGCAGACCUAAAACAUCGAGCAAAACAAGUGAUUCUGUCAUCGGGCAGAGCAAAGAACUAGAACGGUGAAAUGUUUCAAAGACGUUUUUUAGCUUUUGCCCCAUCAAUAGUUGUCGAGUUAUUUUACUGGAGUUCCGCUUCUUCACCAUUAGGUGUCGCUGCUUCUCCGGUCUUCACAAUUAUUGCUCUUGUUAACUCCUUCCAUCCCUUCCUAUCUUGGGCCAGUGUUCUCAAUUCUUCCAGAUCUUCUUUGGUGUUGAGCUUUUCCCGAUGAUAGUAGUUAUGUUCAGCUGCUGUAAUGGGGUUUUUAUUGUAAUAGGCAUUCAGAUCUUCAUUCAGUACCUUUGGUAGAGUUGUUCUUGGUUUUCCUCUGAAUCCUUUGGCUUUUAUGUUUGUGAAGUACAAUUCCAUGGCUUUAAAUGCUGGUAUAUUUCUACCCCUUCUCCUCAAGAUAUGACCAAUAGUCCCAUCUAUGUUCCCUCAUGGUGUAUGAUAUUGGUUUUUCUCCCAUCACUUCAUACAAUUUCUUAUUUGAUAUGUGUGUUGGACAAAGGAAAACAUGGUGGAAUGAGUGUCGACGUUCCAUAGAGUUCGCUCUACAGCUCUAUUGAUUUAUCAAUGAAAUAAACAGUCAAAGGUCUUCAAAAAUCUUUUUCGUUUCAAAGGGCAAUUUUCGCACCAGUUGUUGUUGUUGCUCGACUUGUUUUCAUUCUCAGGUAUGUGGCCUAAGAAUGGGGACGAACAAAACUGAAAACACCUACACAAACACAAAACUCUAUAGCCUCAUACAGCAUAACGGAUGCUUCCAGAUUGUCUGAGUUAUUGAAUUUGAAGUAAGGACUAUGUCUGUACAGGCUUCAAAGGAAGCAGACUCCUCUGAGGGCAAGAAGUUGGACAACGAUACAUGCAAGUCUGACCUCCAUCGCUGGGUUUAUAAACCGCCUGUGAGGACAUGUGCACUUUUCAAUGAAAUUCAGGUUAAGUUAGCUGCAUGUGGGGAAGGUCAAGUUAUUAUUGUUUCCACUGAUUACAAAGUAUUUUCUGUUGGCAGCAAUGAAUACGGACAGUUAGGCCUUGGUGAUCGAGUGGACAGGAAAACGCCAAGGGAAAUUUCUUUCUUAACAGAAAAAUUUGUCAAUAGAGUUGCUUGUGGGUCACGUCACAGUUGUGCUAUCUCAAAGAAGGGACAGGUUUUUUGCUGGGGAGAUUCAAGGCAUGGGCAGUGUGGCCAAGGAGAGAAGGGAAUUUUUACAACGCCUUGCAGAGUACGGUUUGUUGACAAAAGUCAAGCAAGCCUUAAUGAUAAUUUAGGGUCAUCGGUUCAAAGAUUUGUCAAAGCCCAGGAAGUUUCAUGUGGUGACCAACACACAAUGACUAUUGAUACACGAGGAUGUUUAUGGUCAUGGGGCACAGGUCUUGCAACAGGACAUGGGCUUGGGGAUGAUGAUGAGGUCGUCACACCCACAAGGAUUAAAAAGAUGCACAAUAAACGUGCUAUACAGAUCUCAUGUGGUAAAAACCAUAGUGUGGCAUUGAUACAAGGAGAUGCUGAAACUAACCCUGAAUAUGACCAAAGCGAUAUCUUGAGUGGUAGCAUGUCUGAUGAUGGAGAAGAUUCAUUAUCAAGGACUGACAGUAAUGUAACCCAGAAGAUACCUUUCUUUGAAAAUGUUUUUUAUGUUGAAGAUGAAGAAGAUGCAAUUAACUGGUCAAUGGAUUUGCCUAAGUUACAUAGAACAGAUACACCUCCAAUAUUUGAUAAAAGUGAAGACGAUAUAAGUGUUUUUGCCACAAAUUUAGAAAAAGGAGAUCAAAAAGAAUGCUCUGAUGAAACUGCUGGUCAAGUAAAUUCAAAUAUGGAUAGCAAAGACCAUGAAAAUGACAAUGAUAUUUCACAACCUGAAGCAAAUGAAAGAACUCUUGACAAAAACCAACCCGAAGAAAAUGAGAGGAAACUUGAUGAAAUACCAGUAAAGCAUUUUGAAAAUAAAUUAUUUGGGCAAAUCAUGCCAGAAAUUGAUAUAACAGAGGUAGAGCAGAAUGAAGAAGAUAAUCAAGUUUGUGUAGGAGAAAAAAGUAAAGAUGAGCAAAGUUCUAGUGAUGGAACAAUUAAAGGAGCAGAUAUGAGCAUGUCUUUGUCACAAUCCAAGCCUGAUUCUUCUGUUAAAGAAGCAAAUACAGACAAUUGUCAAAAUUUAACAUCUGAAAAGAAUAUUGAAAAUUCUCUAGGGUUAAAAGACAUACAUCUUGUAGAAGCAUCAACAAAUGAUCUUUAUUAUUCAGCACUAGAUAUUGUUGAUAAUGAAGAAAGCAAAAAUCUAGCUGAAGGAAAAUCUAUUGAUUCACUUCACAAUGUCAAUUCAAAUUCAACCUGUUCCUCAGAAACAAUCGGUACGUCCAGCCAGUCAUUAACUAAAGAGCGAACAUCCUCAAAUGAUCCCCUCAGUUUAUCAAUUGAUAAGAGCAUGGAAAACAUAAUAUUGUCAGAAAGUUGUUCAGUUGUAAAGGAUGAGACUGAAAAAUUUCCUGAAAAGGUUGUUUCUGAACAUGAAAUUCGUUCAAGAGCCACUUCAACCUGGUCAAUUGCAACUACAGGUAGUAGCUUUGAAGUUGAUAAAAUUGGGUCAGUCCAGUUGUUUGGAGUCAGUCAGGUCUGGGCAUGGGGUGAUAACAAAAGUGGUCAGCUUGGGAUUGGAGACAGCAGUUUAGUGAUACAAGAAAGUUCUGAUCCAGUUUGUGUCACUACAUUGAAAGGCCACGAUAUUGUCUACAUUGCAGCUGGUAGUGUCCACACUCUUGCUCUAACUACAGCCUGUCAGGUUUUUGGAUGGGGAGACAACACUUUUGGGCAACUAGGCCUCUCAGAGCCAAAGACCUUACAGCCGCAAAGGAUAUCGGCUCUCAAAGACUUGCGGGUUUGGGACAUCGCUGGUGGCGAUAGUUUUUCAGUUUUUCUUGCUGAUGUUUCUAGUAGCGUCUGUGGAAUGUACCAGCUUGGGGAGAGCAUGAAAGACCUUGAGGGUGAAUUUUCGACAUCGUGUAGUACAACGGGAGUAUCUAUAAACAAACGGAAAAGCUUUAAGAAAAUAAGAAGAACUUUACAUAAAUCGAAAAAGGAUUCUUUGGGAGAUUCGAUGACAUCAGAGUGGUAUAUAGACACAGAAAUAAGAAAAGUGAAGCAUUUUGAAAUGAAUGCAAUGUUGCGAACAGUCGAAGGAUCGGACGGUCAUUUUUUAUGCAUUACUGCAAGUGACGCUGACCAAAUUUUCAAAGUAAUGUAUAAAUUAGCAAGCUCGGAGCGGUAUUAUCAUUACCAACUUUGUCUUAUCCAAGAACACCUGAUCGAUCCACUGCAGAAAACAGAAACAUGGGUGUCAGUUUCCAAACAACCAGGGGGCGAGGCGCUCUUUCCCUUGAUAGACUGUUUCACAGAUGUAUUGCUGGCUAUUGGAGUCGCCUUAUCUCAACUGACAGAUAUAAUAAAAGCAGGGCUGGGAGUCAAAGAUCUCUUUUCAUUCUUCUUUUCCGACAGCUUUCGAGCAGGUUACGACAGGUACUCCAAGUGCUACUGUGACUCUUUAGCGGUGGGACAUCUCCAUUCACUGUCAAAGGCCGCCAGUAACAUUGUAUCGAAAGUCAAAGAGCCAGUAAAGGAAAUAUUUCACAGCAUUGCCAUGGAGCAACCUGAUUUGGCUGCUUUGAUGAAGAUUCCGUUGAAGAGAGCCAGUUUCUAUUUACGAUGCGUUGAAAAGUUGACCAAAAUAAUGAAGGGCUAUGGAGAUGCGAAAGCCGAGGAAACAUCACAGCUGAAAGAAGUCAGUCAACGGUGGCAAGAUUUUUCAGAUCUGACUUCAACACGACUACGCGAGGCUGAGAAAACAAGAGAAUUCUGGGAAGAAUGUCCUGCAAAAUUAGUGGAAGCACUCAAAGACCCUCACCGACGAAUCUUGAGAACGAGCAAGAACGCGCCCCUGUCUCUCGCAAGAGCAUCGAGGCUUGCAAGUCAUUCGUUUAUGCUUUUUAAUGACGUUUUUGUGCAUUGUCAAUCGAGCAGACAUUUUCAAGUUUUUCCGCUGGUCACCAUGUGGGUUGAGCCUUUUCUAGAUUCAGACCAGCAGAGGAAUGCUCUAAGAAUCACUGCACCUGAAGUUUCUUCAGUAUUAGUCGCUGAUUCACCAGCUGGGCGGACUGAAUGGGUCAAAGAAAUAAACGAAGCCAUAGCACAGUGUCUCUCUGUGGCGUCUUUACAUCGAAUCACAACUCAGUCAGUAAAUUCAAUUUCUGGCCUACUGCGUGCUGCCGACGCAAGAGAAGCCUCGUAUACAUACAUCAACCAUGUCAAGUACAAAAGCGCAAGGUAUUCUGGGAUGUGGUUGCAUGGAAUGCCUCAUGGAAGAGGGAAAAUGGUGUGGCCUGAUAAUCUUACUUAUGAAGGAGAAUUUGAGAACGGAAAUUUUCAAGGUUAUGGUGUUAUGGUGUUCCCAGUGACCCCUAGUGAAUCAAAGCAAAGAUACGAAGGGGACUGGAUGGAGGGUAAGAUGCAAGGGUAUGGCCAAAUGAAGUACCACGAUGGCUCUGAAUACGUGGGACAUUGGGAAAACGACUGUCGCAAUGGACAUGGCACUACCAGGACCUUUUUCGGAGGCGACGGUACGCUUGAAACUGUAUACGUUGGCAACUGGCAAAAUGACCAGAAACAUGGCUAUGGAGUGCAGGAUUUCGUCGUCAGGGGCGAGAAAUACAUUGGUAUGUGGCUCGGCGAUCAGAGGCAUGGUUAUGGUAUUGUUGUCACCGUUGACGGCGUCUACUAUGAAGGGAGGUUUGUGCAAAACAAACUAGCAGGACGUGGCAUUCUCUUGAGCGAUGAUGACACUUGCUACGAGGGAGAGUUCACGGCUGACAUGCAGAUGAGUGGAAAGGGUGUACUGACGUUACCUAAUGGUGACUACAUCGAAGGACAAUUUCAUGGAAAUUGGGGAGGAGGAAUAAAAGUCAAUGGUGUUUUCAAUAAAUUCGCUAAUCCGGACCCCAUUCUUUCACCAAUCGGAGAGAUGGGAUCCAGUCAGAUGACGGUUACUGAUUUUACCAUUCCGGCUGGUAUCAAGUGGAAAUCCUUGUUUGAAGAAUGCAGAGAGGAGCUCGUGAGGUCAAACGAAUUACUGCCGGGGCACUCGCCGAGUAUCGAGAAUGUUUGGAAAAAUGUUGAAAAGUCUAUCCUUAAAACGAGGGCUUCAGACAUCAGGAGGAGGUCCAUUCGAAGACAGGCCUUGGAGAGUGAAGUUUUCUGUGUCACGGACAAGAAGAAGCUGAAGCAUCUUAUUGAUAUCAAAGAGAUACAAACCUUGCUAACAACGGCCAUGAAUACCUUCGGUCAUCCACUAUCAACAUUAGUCGAAGGACUGGUUGAGGUGUACCGGGCGACGUAUGUAGGCGUCGGAGCGCAUAGAAGAUUGUUGUUACAUGCUGUUGAAGAAGCCAAGUCAUACAUCUCAAGGCUUUACACCAUCAUUAGGAUAAUGUUCCCAAGUCUACCUGACGAAGAGUUCGUCGUGCUGACACAUGACAAAGUAGAUGGUGUUGAUGACCCACUAAUAAACAGCACAAAUUUGCUGCAUCCGCUGAUACUCCCCCGUUUGUACCCACCCCUUUUCACGCUGUAUGCUCUGCACACCGAGAAAGGGGAUGCAAUCUAUGCUGAGCGGCUCCACCAAUUGAAUAAGAGGGGAGACAUCGCCUUGAUGUCCUUUCUUGGAGUUAACAGGAAAUUUUUAUUGUGCAAGUUUGAAGAAGAAACGAAAGAGCCAAUCAUUGGCGAUGAGCCACCCUACAAGACAUCAAUAGCAGAAUUGGAUAACCUCAUUACGAAGUACAGUCCGAUGGAAAAGAUCGAGGUCAUCCGAAGGAGCUUUGCCAAAAUUCACGAGGAGGUGAAUAAUUUCUGGAAAGGCGAGAAGAAAAUCGUUGCAAUGGAUGAUUUGUUUCCAGUUUUUCAAUAUGUGGUUACGAGAGCAAGGGUUCCACAUCUUGGAUCAGAGGUUCAGUUUAUUGAAGACAUGGUGGAUCCUUCGCAUCUUGUGGGCGAGAUGGGACACAUGGUGACAACUUUGAAGGCUUGCUACUUUCAGAUACAAAACGAAAAAGAUCGGGACUGAAUUUGAUAUUCUAGAAAUUUCUCGCUGCUACCUUUUGGUGGCUUUCUUGACUUACUCUUGGAAUCGCCACUAAUUUCCAAACAUAGGAGAUUGGUUUUGGUACUCGUGGAAAACUGGUUUUCAUAACCAAGAUGCUGGGUAGCAUGGAAAUAGCCCAAUGAGUUAGCAAAUCUUUAUCCGUAUGCGUGCAGUUUUAUACAAAUGCAAGAAGUAUCUUUUCACUGUUUGGAUAGAUGGAUUUAUUCACAAUAAAUUAUUUUCUUAAAUAUCUUCUUACUGAAGAUGUACAUCUUUAAAAUUUUUAAUCGCAGUGUUUUAUGUUGUUUUCAUAUAUAAUGUACAUUUGGUAAUUUUGCAGAAAAAUUGGGUUUCAGUGAAAAUAGUAUAUAUUACUUUAAUUGCAGAAGGAGACUUAGAUUUUAAUUCAUUCUCUCAUUUAUGAAUUAUUGCUUAGAAGAGACGAUGAGAAGGACAGUUAUCAAAGUAGACUCAGUGAAUUAAGCUGGAAACUCCAGUACACGAGCUCCUUGGUAAUAGGAGUCUUGGCGUGUGUAUCCUGAGGAUUUUCAAAACUAAAUCUGAUUCACAUUACGGAAGCUUCCCCUUUUUGUAAUAUUAUAUUAUCACUUCUGUCGAAUGGCACUAUUUUCCACAAAUAAAUUUAGAGCAAAAUAUGAUCUUUCCUUACCCAAUAAAUUUCUAUUAAUUUUCAAAAAACUACAUAGAUCACAAUUUCGGGGGAAAUGGGUAAUUUCUUUCCAUAAUCCCUUGGCGCCGCCACUUGAUGAACCUAGUUGUAUGUAUUUAUGUUUACAAAUUAAAAACUAGUCAGGUUUCAAGUUCAAGCUAUGAAUUUUCUACAGUUUGUUUCUAUAACAACGUCUGCGUGUCAUAAAUAGCUUGUGUAGUUACAUUUCACGGUAUUUAACGGAUUAAAAUUAUAUUGCUCCCAUAUUCCUUGUUGUUGUAACUAAGUUAUGCAGUGUGUAAUUGUUUUUAAAGCAUGCUAUACAACUUUAUUUUUAUAAGGUAUAUCUUGUGAUUUUCAAAGAUAAAACGAAAG